Molecule: messenger RNA, 1302 nt
Organism: Paramecium pentaurelia
Lineage: Eukaryota; Ciliophora; Oligohymenophorea; Peniculida; Parameciidae
Source: the annotation of a GenBank genome assembly
AUGUAAUAAUUAUGUUUACAAAUAUCAGAACAAAUACUAAUUCCUUCUAUUGUAAUUAUUACACUACUUACUUUUAUAUCUAUUGGACUUCUAUUCAAAACAUAUUAAUUAAGAAAUUGGAAUCCUAUUUAAGAAUUAUCACCUCUAUUAACAAUAUCUCAAGGAUUAUCACUUUAUUUAUUCAUUAUUCUUACAUUACUUGUAAUUGUGUAUGAUGGUGAGAAUAAAUUCCAUUCAACAAAAAUCAUAAUGAUAUUUUAGAAUUUCUUUAGAGGACUCUUUGUAUAUAUUACAGUUUUCAAAUCACUUAGAGUCACUUUAGCAUUUCACCUUAAUAUAAAAUCAUCUUAAUACUUAAAAUUUUUAUGUACUAAACUAUUUAGAUAUUAAUUUCGUAUUUUAAUGGUAGCUUUCUUUAUGACAUCUGCAUUUUGGUCAGGAAUUUAUUAUAUUGUUAAACUUUAUCAUUAUAAUACAUAAUAUGAAGAUUAAGAUCAUAUAAGUGAUCUAAUUCAAUAUGAAAAUAUAAAUAUAGUAGAGGCUAUAAAUAAUACAUUAGAAAUCUUAUUAUGCAUACUUAUAAUAUAUUGGAAUCAAAAGAUUUUUAUACCUUAAUUUGAUACACUUUAAAGGUUUGUCAAUAAACCAUUAUUAAUCUAUGCUAUUUGGUUAUACAUUAAUACUUUUAUUAGUUAUUUUAUUAAUGAAAUCGAUUGUAAUAUAUAAAAUGGACCUAUUUAAUUACCAUUUUCUUUAAUCAUUAUGCUCUUCUCUUAAAUUCUUAGAAGCAUGGUUGAAUUUUAUUAUAUAGUUUAUAUACCCAUAUAAUAGAGUACAUUAAUCAGAUUGCCAUUAAUUCCAUCUAUUAUAUUAGAUAAUUUUCAAUUGUUUAUGAGAAUUCCACUUUGUAGUAGUGUAUUUUAUGAAUUCUUAUAAUAACCAUCAUAUAGUACAAUAAUUAAUUGUAAGGAGAAAAAAAUCAAUCGUAGUGUUAGUUUAGAAUACUCAGAUAAUUUAUAGGUACUAAAAGUGUGGAUGGCUUAUCAAAUGAAAUCAGAAAAUGGAAUUGAAGAUGAACAUUUUACACUAUUUUUGAAUUUGGAGAAAUAAUAAAAUGAGACUCAGUUUGAUUUUAAUUAUUAACCAUAAAUUUAAGUUAGAUUAGAAAAGCAUUUGAUGUAACUCUUCGAAGAAUAUUAAAAUACAUUAUCAUAUUAUAAUAUGAAAAAAUUAUUUCAUUGUCUUGAUAAUGCAACAAAGAAUUUCUAUGAAAUGAAUAUCAUCUAAAAUUUUUUAAACUGA